Molecule: messenger RNA, 693 nt
Organism: Gossypium raimondii (Peruvian cotton)
Lineage: Eukaryota; Viridiplantae; Streptophyta; Magnoliopsida; Malvales; Malvaceae
Exons: 1
Coding region: 1-693 (230 amino acids)
Molecular function (GO): S-adenosylmethionine-dependent methyltransferase activity
Source: RefSeq, a predicted model, not a curated record
AUGGAAAGGCACAUAGAGAGAGUCCUAAACAGAGUAGCAUUGAUAUCAGUGAGCAUAGCCACAUUGAUUCUGCUUUACCUCCUCCUCCAAACCCCAGAAACAUGCAUCCCAAGAAAUGCUCCCAGAAAGCCUCACUUUAGAUUCCCAAAAUCCAGUUGUGACUUUUAUUCUCGUGACUACCUCCCUCUUCACAAGAAAAACACUCGCCUUUGGUCCUCCAAAUUUUGGAUCACCAGGGUCUCUUCCUACACUCACUUCUUCACCCAACUUUACCAAAUGGGUGUCCUAAAAAACCACUCCAAAGUGCUGUGUGUCUCAGCUGGAGUUGGGCAUGAGGUCAUGGCUCUAACGAAACUGGGAGUUGAGGAUGUUACAGGUGUUGAGCUGAUAGAGUCAUUGCCUUUUGUUAGCAGGGCCGACCCCCAUAAUCUUCCUUUCUUUGAUGAGGCUUUUGAUGUCGCAUUUACUGCUCAUUUGGAAGACGCCUUGUAUCCUUUGCAGUAUGCAAGGGAGAUGGAGAGGACUGUGAGAAAAGGUGGUGUCUUAGUGGUGGUUGUGGAGGAGCGUAGUGAGGAGGAAGUAAAGGAGAUUGUUAGGUUGUUUAGAAUGUCCAGCCUUCUUCACUCUUCUUAUCUUACUUUUAUAGGAAACAGAGUCACCAGGAUUCUAUUGAAAAAUAAGGCUUCUGCUUAA